Molecule: messenger RNA, 1190 nt
Organism: Lutzomyia longipalpis
Lineage: Eukaryota; Metazoa; Arthropoda; Insecta; Diptera; Psychodidae
Product: juvenile hormone acid O-methyltransferase-like
Exons: 3
Coding region: 232-1080 (282 amino acids)
Source: RefSeq, a predicted model, not a curated record
ACCUUUGAUAAUAGAUUGCGACCAUUAGAAUUUGCUCAGUUUGUGUUUUUCAUGAGUGUAAUCAACGUUCAGUUUUUUUCAUUUUUAAAGUAAAAAGUUUAAUCAUCUCGACGUGUAAUCUUAUCUCAGAAAAAACUCUCCAUCACAUUGCUUUAAUAACCCUGCCUGUGGGUCGUGAAAAUUUAGUUUAGAAGCUCCUGCCCUUGUGCUAAGAUCUGUCCAAUUUAAGAAAUGAAGAAUUUUAACAAUUACAAACCAGAAGUUUAUGCUGCAUCUGUGGACUGGAGAUACAACGUCUUGAACAAAAUUUUCACAAACAACGCGGAUAAACUUCAAUGGCGUGGAGAUGAGCGAGUUCUGGAUAUUGGUUGUGGUGUUGCCGACAUUACACGCCAUGUUAUCCUUCCAAUGCUCUCUCCCGACUACAAGAAGCUUUCCUGUGCUGAUGCUUCAACACUUAUGCUCAGUGCAGCUGAAAAGCAAUUGCAGGACGUGAAGAAGGUCGAAUUCAUCAAGAUGGACAUUGGAGCAGACCUAGAAAAGUCCCUCAUAGGCCAAUUUGACAGGAUAUUCUCAACCUUUUGUUUGAUGUACUUAAAAGAUCAACGGAAAACUUUUCAAAAUGUUUUUGAUCUUCUCGCACCGGGAGGUGAUUGCUUCAUUGUUAUCCUAUCUUCGGGAAUUAUCUUCGAGACGCUCUUUCAACUUGCUGAAACCCCCAAAUGGAGGGAACAUUUAAAACAUGUCCGAGAUGUCUACGUCUUCCCAUAUCGUGAAGAUCCUGAUCCUGAGAAAACUCUGACAAGUCUUCUAAGAUCAGUCGGAUUCACGGAUGUUUUCGUGAAGAAAGAUAAGUCUUUUAGUCUCUAUGAAAAUGCCGACAGAUUACGAGAUAAUCUCCUAGUUAUGCCUGAUUUUCCACACAAGAUGACGCAGCAGGAGAGGGAGGAACUAUUUGAGGAUCAAAUUAAAUUAGGAAUCUCAAUGAAUGUCGUUGCGGAGUCUUACGAUGAAAGUAAGCCUAUCCUACAGGCACGUCAUGUGACCCUUACAAUAAAGGCUAGGAAACCAGUCUUGUAACAGGCUAGUCACGAAGGAUGUUUACUAAUUUCUUUUCCGGAUCUGGUUAAUAAAACGAAAAUGCAUUUCAAUAAUUUAUGAAGAUUUAAUAAAAAAAACAUAAAAAUUAA